AUGGAUCAGGUAAAUCAGUUAAAAGAAAAGGGUAACGCAGCUCUAGCUGCCGAGAAAUUCGAUGAAGCGAUCAAAUUUUACACCAGUGCAAUCGAAUUAGAUCCAAACAACCACGUUUUAUACAGUAACCGUUCUGCGGCUUACGCGAAGGCGAAAAAAUAUGCCUUGGCGUUAGAAGAUGCGAACAAAACUGUGUCAUUGAACCCUUCAUGGAGUAAAGGUUACUCUAGAAAAGGUAGCGCGUUAGCGUAUCUUUGGAGAUUCGAUGAAUCAAUCGAGGCGUACGAAAAGGGCCUGCAAUUGGACCCAAGCAAUGCACAGCUGGCCGAAGGGCUGGCGGACGUCAAAAAACAGGCCAAGGAAGCUAAAAUAAGGACAGAUGCGCUGUUCGAAAAGCUGAAAGCAGACCCUCAAACCAGAGAAUGGCUGAAGGACCCAGAAUAUGUGAAAAUGGUUAAGAGUAUAAAUCCAAACGAUGUCUCAAACUUAGACUCUUACUUGUCGGACCCUCGUUUCAUGCAGACAAUAUCAGUCAUGCUUAGUCUAGAUAUUGGUACACCAAUGGACGUCGACGACUCUCCACCACCGGAGCCUAAACCGGCUCAACCAUCAAAAAAAGAGGUACCACCUAAGCCGAAAUACGACGAUUUACCCGAAAAUCGCAAAAAAGCUUUACAAGAGAAAGAUUUAGGUAACGAAUACUACAAGAAAAAGGACUUUGAGAAUGCUCUAGUGCACUAUAAUAAGGCGAUAGAAAGUGAUCCAACGGAUAUUACUUUCUAUACGAAUAUGGCAGCGGUGUACUUCGAACAGAAAGAUUAUGAGAUGUGUAUAAAGGAGUGCGAGAAAGCGAUUGAGAUUGGUAGAGAGAAUAGGGCCGAUUUCAAGCUUAUCGCGAAGGCUUUUACUAGAAUUGGUAACGCUUACAAAAAGAUGGAACAAUGGAAACUAGCAAAGACAUACUACGAGAAAUCGAUGUCUGAACACCGAACGCCCGAAAUCAAGACUCUUCUCAGCGAAGUAGAGAAGAAGAUCAUCGAGGAAGAGAAGAAAGCCUACGUAGACCCCGUGAAAGCUGAGCAAGAGAAGGAACUCGGAAAUGAAUUCUUUAAGAAGGGCGACUACAGUACAGCAAUGAAACACUACUCCGAAGCAAUAAAACGUAACCCAGACGAUCCCAAGCUGUAUUCAAACCGCGCCGCUUGUUAUACUAAGCUAGCGGCCUUCGAUUUAGGUCUUAAAGACUGCGAGCAAUGCUGUAAACUAGAUCCUAAGUUCAUUAAGGGCUGGAUUAGAAAGGGAAAAAUUCUUCAAGGUAUGCAACAGCCCGCAAAAGCUCUAAACGCAUAUCAAAAAGCUUUGGAGCUGGAUCCCAGCAACGCUGAGGCUUUGGAGGGAUACAGAGCUUGUUCUACACAGCUUAACUCGAACCCUGAAGAGGUCCGCAAACGCGCCAUGGCAGAUCCAGAAGUCCAGAGUAUCCUCCGUGACCCAGCCAUGCGUUGUAUCCUAGAACAAAUGCAACAAGACCCUCAGGCUCUGCAGGACCAUCUCCGUAACCCUGACAUUGCCGCUAAGAUACAGAAACUUCUCGAAUCCGGUCUCAUAGCUAUACACUAACUCUAGAUACAGGAUCUCUAAAGCAGACUAAUCUAACCUUGGAUCUUUCUAGAUUGGCUUAGACCGGGAAUCACCGUAGAUACUGUUAUUACAAUUGUGGGUCAAUGUUGAAUUAGUGAUUUACCGUUUUGAUAUUUAGUGUAAAAAAAUUUAAGUGAAUUUACAAUAUUGUGUGUUUAAUUCCAUGAAUUUUGCAAUGGUAAAGUUCAUAAUAUUAUAAUUGUUCACAGAUGGCAUUUCAAUAUAUCUAACAAGUCAGAAUUAAGUAAUAAUCGCGUCAAUAUGACGACCGAUGCCUUCAACUAAAAUGUUUGUAAUUUAGUAGUAGCUUACGAAAUAGCAUUUUAGCAAAACAUUAAAACUACUAGGAAUAACCAAUUUUACUAGUACAAUACCAUUAUAAGUUCAUUGAGAGACUCCUGAUCGACCAAUGUUAGUUCAAACAUCUUAAACAUCUUAGUUCUAAUAAGUACAUAAGAAUUAUUUGUCACAAAGAUGUCAAAUUUGUUUAUCACUGAUUCACCAUUGGCAUGCGAUUAUAAUAACCAAAUGGCGUUCUAGAUAGGAUACAUCUAGUAGCGGAAUUGGGAUUGAUUUUGUGAUGUUGCUAUAUUUAAUUUUUUUAAUUAAAAUUUUAAUUUGUUUAAACGUAAA
Messenger RNA from Melitaea cinxia (Glanville fritillary), 2274 nucleotides. It is a transcript of the gene Stip1, whose product is annotated as stress-induced-phosphoprotein 1. Bases 1 to 1620 code for a protein of 539 amino acids. Gene Ontology annotation, molecular function: Hsp90 protein binding. The transcript is spliced from 7 exons. NCBI's taxonomy places the organism in Eukaryota, Metazoa, Arthropoda, Insecta, Lepidoptera, Nymphalidae. The record is from RefSeq and is a predicted model, not a curated record.